Molecule: messenger RNA, 1333 nt
Organism: Prorocentrum cordatum
Lineage: Eukaryota; Dinophyceae; Prorocentrales; Prorocentraceae
Source: the annotation of a GenBank genome assembly
AAGCGCCAGCUCGGAUCUGGCCGUCGCCUGGGCGGGGUCAGCGAGCCCGCGCCAGGCGACCCCUGGGCCGCUGCCCGUCCUCUCGUCCGCUCUCCUCGUCUCCACCCCCCGGGCCGCGGAAUGGUGGCGCCGCCAUGGUGCCCGACGGAGGGGCGCCCGCAGCGCCCUCGCCGGACGGCUGCUGAGCGGCGUGCCCAGGCGGGCCGCGCGCAGGCUCGGGCCGUUCAGGCUUUGCUGCGCGCCUUCAGCGGCAUGGAGCACCGCGGCUGCCGCCCCACGCGGCUUCAGGCCGCCCUCCGGGACGCGCUUCUCGUGGCGCAGGCUGGCGAUCGGUGCGGAGCACAUGCUGACGAAGCCGAGAGCCCCACGGUUGCAGCCGCGGCGGAGGAUGGAGACUUCUUGUUCACAAUGUCGCGCGAGGACACCUCCCAGAGGGCUGAAGCUGAUGCCGAGGCUGGAGGCACUCUGAUCACCAGCUCGUCCGAGGUUGAAGCCCGUGCAGCGGAGCUGCCAGCUGAGAAGUUCGCCGCCGCAGCGGCCGCGAUGGCGGCAGCGCAGGUGGCGGCGCCCACACCCCUCAGCAGCUCGGCGUCGGAGUUCGUCCCGUUCAGCCCGCCGUUCCAGGAGUCGACGGUCGAGGACGGGGGGAUCGCAGCUGCGGCGCCUUGGGAGAGGAGCGAAACCCGAGCACGGCUGUUUCGGGAUGCUGACCUCCUUCGAGGCGCUGGAGCACAGAGAGGCGCCGUGCCGACUGGCCCACAGAUCAACUGGGCAGCCAUAGGCGACAGCGGAACGUUCCCGAGUGCAUCGUCGGCAUCGCCACCCACAGGUGGGUGCCCGCAGUCGUGAAGGGCAGCCCCGCGGCGUUCGGGCGCGGCUCGAAUUUCUGGUGGUUGGUCAGGGGCCGUCUCGUCUGGGGCUCGCGGGGUGUCUCAGGGGGGCCCUGGGCCUCGCUGGACGUUCUGUUCCCGCGGGUGGGGCUAUGCCUGGCCGCGACCCCUUCCCUUUCCUCCGUCUCCCCUCUUCUUCUUAUUAUUAUUCUUCUUCUUCUUCUUCUUUUUUAUUUCCCUCUCUUUCUCCUGGGGUCGCGGGCAGGGAUUGCUCCUGUCUGGGUCUGUUCUCGGGCUUCCUCGUCGUGCCGCGGGGUCGGCGCGCAGUGUAGAGCAGUGUCGAAUGGAAUGUUCGUGCAGCGGAGGGCUCUUCACUCCCACAUGCUGUUUGUAUCGUGCCUGUUGGGUCGUGCAAGUAGCCUGUCUCGAGCAAUGGCUUGAGCGGUGGGUUUUAUAUAAGGAUGUUGCUUCGCAACUGUUCCGAUUCCGAUUCCUCCUCCUCC